UUUGAGUGGCUACACCUGGCCAACAGUAUUAAGUUUCAGUUGCUUCCUGAAGCUAUAUAAAUGUUAGCGGCAGCUCGCGCGCGCAUGUGCAUGUGCUCCUCCCAGGCGUGCGCGCGAGCGCUCGCGGCAGUCUCCUUUGAAACGACUGAAAGUUUGUCUACGGACGUUGUCCAGCCGUUAUCGAGGGGAGGCGAGCAGAGGGGAACAGGGAGACACCAAAAAGCGCAAGAGACGACAGCGGAGAGACUUGUGGAUUAAUUUUACCCCCCUCGCCAUUUUUAGAAGACUUUCUGUAGAUAAACAACGGCGGAAACCUGGUUUAAUCCCGCUCAUCUGGUCCUUCCCAACCUUCCUACUUUUUCCCCAUUGGCUCUUGUUCCCAGAGGGCAGAGAUAAGGAUGGGGUAAGACAGCGGAGACUAAACGCCAAGACAACGCCAGCUGAAGAGGCACACUCACCUGCACUGGUGGCGUCCAGUGGAAGACUGCCAUGGCGUUGCUGCGCUGGAACCUAAAGCUUAUGGUGACACUGAUGAUGGUCAACCUCUUUAUCUUCAUCCUCAUCUCCCGUAACAGCAGCACAGACAAAGAUGUCCGUCGGAAGCCCACUGUUCCCACCGAUCCAUUCUGGACCAAGCUGGCCCCUAGCUCCCCUUACUGGAACCGCCAGCAGCAGAUUAUGGACCUUCAGCACAAUCCCAUCAUCACCUUGAACUCCAGCAUUGCAGACUUGCCCGACUGGCUCAACGACACUAGUUUACCUUCCGACUCCUGCCAGCCCAACCUCGGGGUCAGAACUCAGGUUAAAGACUACAACUCUUUACCGAACCGCUUCAAGGACUUUCUGCUCUACAUGCGCUGCCGGUCCUACCCCAUCCUCAUGGACCAGCCCGACAUCUGUAACGACCCCCCUUUCCUGCUCCUCGCCGUCAAGUCCCUGGCGUCGCACUUUGACCGACGUCAGGCCAUCCGCCAAUCCUGGGGCUCAGCUGGCAUCGUCGCCAACAUGACUGUGGUCACUGUCUUCCUUCUAGGGAACGCCACAGCUGUGGACCACCACCCAGAUCUUUCCGAGAUGCUGCAAUACGAGAGUCAACGACACAAAGACAUAGUGCAGUGGGACUUUAGAGACUCCUUCUUUAACCUGACGGUCAAGGAGCUCCUCUUCUUGGAGUGGAUCCAGACCCGUUGCCCUGGCGCCCGCUACAUCUUCAAGGGCGACGACGACGUCUUUGUCAACACCUACCGUAUCCUGGACUUUCUCAAGGGCCUAUCAGGGGCCAAAGCCAGGGAUCUGUUUGUGGGUGAUGUGAUCACCAACGCGGGGCCCCACCGGGACAAGAAGGUCAAGUACUUCAUCCCAGAGAGCAUGUACACUGGAAUGUACCCGCCAUAUGCAGGAGGAGGGGGCUACCUAUACUCCGGAGACCUCGCCGCCCGCCUGCAUAAUGUCUCGCAACACGUGGCACUCUACCCCAUCGACGAUGUCUACACCGGGAUGUGCCUCCGGAAGCUUGGGCUUGCACCGGACAAACACAAAGGAUUCCGGACCUUUAACAUAGAGGUGAAGUACCGGUCAAACCCAUGCGCAUACAAGAGUCUGAUGCUGGUUCACCCCAGGACGCCGCAGGAGAUGAUCCAGAUCUGGUCCUGGCUCAACCGACCUGACCUCACCUGCCAGUAAUCAGACCGAAGGGACCCAGCUGGCUCGGUUUGGCCCCAAAAAGUGACAUGCUUUGGGGUUUUUUUUAUCUUGAACAGGGUCAUGACUUAAACAUUGGCAGCUUUAAGUUAAGACUACAUAAAGUUGUGGGAGAAUGGGAGACUAUUUUGAAUUCCUCUAAUUCUGCUAGCUUAGCUUCUUUCAAAGUGAAUGUCUUCAAAAAUGGAUAUUUAUGUCACAGCUAUUUAUAAAGGCUUUAUACUGCUUAAACACUGUGUCAACUCCACAAUGGAGGGUCUCAAUGCUGUAUUAAUGUGGAGAAAGUUCUAGGAAGUAUUGGUGGGAAAAAAAAAAGCACCAAACAAACAACUGGGUUCACCGGCUAGAAAAGACGAUCCCGGGCAACACUUUUGUAGUUUUUUGUAUUUAUUUCCUUGAAGCUUAAACUGUGCUGCUAUUGCCAUCAUCCUCCCUGAAGUAUUUACAUGUGACACUCCAAGCAGAGCUUCAGCAUGACUUUUAUUAGUAUGUCUUUUUAAAUGAGUCACUUAUCUGAUCAAAAAGAGUUGUUACAGAAAUCCAUUGGCUUUUCUUUCACUUUUUUUUUUUCUUUUUUUUUUGUGGAUGUUGUUACAGCAGACUGGGUCUCUGGAUAAAAUGGUGACCUGGUUCUAUUUCGCUCAGCAGGAAAGAAGGUGAGCUGGAGAAAUCCAAGGGUCAAAAACAACCUGGAUGUGAAUUUCAUUGGAGAUUGGGUUUUUAUUUAUGAGUGGAUAAUUAGUGCUAAAUCUUCCCCCAGAACGUCUGACAAAAGAUGAUUACGUAUCCAUCCCAUCACAAAGCUGAUGCUGAAAUGUUUACUGGUUGAUUUAUUUACUUUUUUCUUUUUUCUAAAAUGAUCCAGAUUCAUUUUAGGUGGAAACUACUAUCUUAUCAGCUUUAGAGUUGGUGUUUUUUCCUGCUUAAUUUUUUUUUGUAGGAAUGCUGCAUUUUGUUUUGAUGAUGUUCAUUACAGAUAUUUCGAAAGUAGAAGAAAUGCACAGUGCACAACAUGUUUAUGCAGAUACAAAUGUUUUUAUCUGUUAGGAUUCUGAUAAGAAAUGUCUGAAAUGUCCUUUUUAGUCUGAAGCUGAUCCUAUCUUUUCAGACCUCACGUUAUUUUCCGUUAGAGAGGCUCCCCCUGCUGGUCAGGGUGACAAACUAAGGCUUGUCAGUGCUUUAUGUGCAAACUGAUGUCUCUAGAUUAGAACUCUUUUUGUCUUUACCCUCAGAGUCCAUAUUUACUCUGUUGCUUCUUAGAUUCCCCGCACAGCAGUCGCCUGUGAUUGUCUACUUUAAAAUAUUAAAACACUAAAACGAGCUAAAGAAUCAACAGCCACUCAAUUCAUACUUCAAAAAUAGUAAGUAAAAAACAUUUUUUAAUCAGUAAUUGGUUAAAUUCUCUCUCUGAACACAGUUGGUGGCUACUUGACAUGUUUACUUGGUGUCCUAUUCAUACAUUUUAGCAAAUUUCUGUGACUGUUCUGUUUUUUUUUUGUUUUUUUGUUUAGUUUUUUCUUUCAUGCUCUCUAGUUGGAUUACAUCUUGCUUUUACCUUAUGUUGCUCUUUCCUUUUCCUCAGACUCGCCUCAGAUAGUCCAGUUGAAUGUUUCCAAAUUAAAGAGUUUUCACAUCAUCCUUGCUUUUCUAAAACUCAGUUUUUCCACUUGUCACACAGUCAAAAUCGCACAGCGGUCCAAAAUGAGCACCAAACCAGAUGUACUUGUACUGUAUGUGUGGGGAUGUUCUUCAGUCGUGUUAAUUAAGCUUGUUUUAAGCAAAUUAUUUAAUUUUCAAUAAAGGUAUUUUUUGUA
Messenger RNA from Gambusia affinis (western mosquitofish), 3515 nucleotides. RefSeq names its product N-acetyllactosaminide beta-1,3-N-acetylglucosaminyltransferase 2-like. NCBI's taxonomy places the organism in Eukaryota, Metazoa, Chordata, Actinopteri, Cyprinodontiformes, Poeciliidae. The coding region runs from base 490 to 1683 and encodes 397 amino acids. Gene Ontology annotation, cellular component: membrane. Gene Ontology annotation, molecular function: hexosyltransferase activity. The transcript has 3 exons. The record is from RefSeq and is a predicted model, not a curated record.